Molecule: messenger RNA, 927 nt
Organism: Sesamum indicum (sesame)
Lineage: Eukaryota; Viridiplantae; Streptophyta; Magnoliopsida; Lamiales; Pedaliaceae
Source: RefSeq, a predicted model, not a curated record
AUGAUGCAGAUGAUGGCUCCAGCCCCACAACCCCAACCACAUUAUGUACUUAUUGACAAAAAUCAUGAAACAGUAAGGAGACAGGGGCCGAAGGUAUUUGCAGAUACAAUUGAUCCUGCACAAGCAGAAGAAUGGCUGAGAAACAUAGAAAGGGUGUUGGACAGAAUUGAGUGUACUUCUGAACAAAAGUUGAGGUACGCAGUGUCUUUACUGGAGAAAGAUGCCUUAGAUUGGUGGGAAAUAGUUCCAGGGAGCAAGAACCAACCUGUCAAUUUGACAUGGAAUAACUUUAUAAAAAUAUUUACUGACAAAUAUACUCCAUCGGUCUACAGGAACCGUAAGAAAGUUGAAUUCCUUGAGCUAAAGCAGAAUGAGUUAUCUGUUGCUGAGUAUGAGUUGCAAUUUGCAAGAUUGUCAAAAUAUGCUCCAAAAGAGGUGAGUAGCAAUGAAUUGAGGAGAGACAGAUUUGAAAGAGGCUUGAGACUCGAGAUUUGGGAGAAAGUAGCAAUUAAACCUCCGAGUUAUGGUGCGCUGCUGAAAGCGGCACUGAGGGCAGAAGAGACGUCCGUUGAAAGGAGUUCUACUGAAGUUAAACGGAAGAAAUUGACAGGUAACCUAACACCUACAUUGGGACAAAGUGGUUUAGUUUAUUUUAGGGGUUCUGAUUCACAAAGGGGUUGGUAUAGAGGCCGAGGAGUAGGUCACACUAGCAGGUCUCCUUCAGUAUUUUCGAGUAGAGGCGGGCCUAUUUCGGUUGGAUUUGGAUGGAGACAAGGUCUAGACAGAUCGUUCAAUGGAAUAUCUACUCCUUCUUGUGCUAAUCGCGGUAGGAGACACGCUGGUGAAUGUUGGGAAGCCCGACCAAUUGUGUGUUAUCGUUUCCAUCAACCAGGACAUAUUCUCAGGAUGUCCCACGUGGAGAGAUAG